Messenger RNA from Symbiodinium sp. CCMP2456, 342 nucleotides. NCBI's taxonomy places the organism in Eukaryota, Dinophyceae, Suessiales, Symbiodiniaceae. The record is from the annotation of a GenBank genome assembly.
AUGUUGGGCUGCGGACCCAAAAAGCCCAAGACGGCCUUGGAGACCUAUGCCAAGACACUGCGCAACGGCUCGGCGGUAGAAGAGGAGGCACCUAUGCUUUUCCCGAUGUUCACGUUGGAGCUCAGCAAUCUUCUCUGCAUGCCGAAGCUCGAGCCCUUUGAGGUCCUGCAGGCGGCACAGCUGCUCGUCAACUACACCAGCAGCACGCAGGGCAACGCAGUUCUAGUCUCACACCAGUGGGUGGAACUGGAGCAUCCGGAUCCCGACUUCCGGCAGAUGCGCGUGUUGCAGGAAGCCCUGAAGCACCUCACAGUCGAAGUGCCCCAGAUACCUCUGGACGUC